AUGGAGGGGAGCCCUCCCCCUGAGGCGCGGCGCCUGCCACGGCCCCCCAAGCAGCACGGCCAGAGCGGCGGCCGGAGCGCGGUCCCGCCGGAGCGCCCCGAGCCCGCCCGCGGCCCCCACGCAGUCCUGGAGGGCAAGGUGAAGGCGCUGAAGGAGAAGCGGGGCGGGCGGCCCGGGACCCCCGCAGCCGCCCCCGAGCGCCCCUCGCCCAAGAAGCCGCGGCCCCGGCGGGGGAAGCCGGGGGCAGAGGGGCCGGGGGAGCCGCGGGCGCAGCUCCGGACCUACCUGACGGACGGGCUGCUGGAUGGAGCGGAGCCCGCCCCUGGCAGCCCCCCGGCACCCUGCGCCGCCACCCCGGGGCUCUGGAGGGUCCCGGCAGGCCCCGAGCUCCCUCCGGACAAGGGCAGCAGGUCCUGGCGCUCUGCCUCCCUCCACGACAGACCCUCCCUGGAUGAAGAGGGCCGGACCCCGCUGCGGGACUGGGGGCGUCCCUCCGUGUCCCCCCCCACGGCGGAGAGCUGGGAGAGGCUCUCGCUGGCUGAGCGGGUGGAGAGAAACCGGCGGCUGCUGCAGGAGGUGCUGGGCCUUGCCGCACCCGAGAUGCCUGCGAGUGACGGCGACUGGGACUCUGGGGUUUCACUGCAGGAUGCUGAAGGCUGCAGGGCCUUUGUGGCCGGGCAGGAGCUCGAGCUGAGCCCGCGGCACGAGCAGGCCAAGCAGCUGCUGCAGCGCGCCCGCAUGAAGGCUCGGACGAACCCCCUGCGGGCCAGCCACGACAUCCUCCUGCUCCCCGGCCCGCACCCCAGGGAGCCCAGCGGGAGGCCGAGCAUCGCCCCGCGGGACGGCGGGAGCCUGAGCGACUCGUCCAGCGGGGACUCGAGCUGCGGGCGGCCGCGGCGGCCGCGGGGACCGUCCCCGUCCCGCGUCCGCUUCGAGGACGAGUCGGCCCGGGACGCCGAGGUGCGCUACCUGGAGCGGCUGCAGCUGCGGCACCGGCGGGCGCUGGGCUCGGCGCUCCUCUCGCCGGAGCCGGCCGGCAGCAGGCAACCGGGGGACGGCGCUGGCCAGCCCAAAGCCCGCAGUGGCGACCUCGUGGCCGGGGGCAAGUGCAGCGCCUGCGGCUCCUUCCUCGGUGCUGCCGCCGGCCGGGGCACGGACACGCAAGCUCCCCCCGAUGUGGCCAAAAGUAGCCCUGCGGCACAAAGAAGCGUCCCAGGGGAUGGCAGAGGGCUGAGCGCUGCCCAGACAGAGCCUAAAAUCAGGCCUCUGGGCCCCGGAGGGUCCCCACUGUGGAUCCUGCCGUCCCGGCAGCGCAUCCACACCGAGAAGAUCAAGGAGACCUACAUCGGGGAUGUCACCUACAUUGACGAGGUGGACUCGGCCCUGGAGAGCACCGACACCUCCGACGGCUGCCGGACAGACAGUGAAGAGGCAGGACCCCGCAGCCCCCACCUGCGGGGGCACCGGGACCCCCGGGCUCGCGGGCACAGAACUCCCCGUGCUGCCCCGCAGCCAGAGGCAAGGGCCAGGAAAGGGACGUGUGUGGCCAGCGGUGGCCCCGAGGACGGGGACUCGGGUCCGGGGCCUGUUUGCCCCCCACCACCAGGAAGAACUAGCAGCCGGGAAGAUGGAGAACCGCAUCGACAUCUAGGGGAUGGCAAGGGAGUGGGAAACACAGCUCGCGCCCCGCAGCAGCCCUGCGAACCUUCCUCGCAGCUGAGGACCAGCACCCCCAUUCCAGGCACACACGUCCCUGCUCCCCCUCCUACCAAGAAGGCCUGUGCCCAGGUGCCUUGCAGGAAAGCCCUGUUCUCCAGCAGCAGCCACCAGGCAUCGAGCCAGGGAGUCCAGGGCCCGCAGCCGGAUGCUGGCAGUGCCACUCCACCGCAGCCCGGGGGCACGGCGGGGCUGGCCCAGCAGCGAGGUCCCUGCAGCCCCAGGUGGCUCCCGGGGAGCCCCCUCCGUGCCUUGUCCACCAACAAUUGCAACAACACCCAUGGGCAGAACACCCCGGGGACCGGCAGAGGUUCGCUGUCACACCCCGCUGCCGGCCCUGUCACCCCCGUGCCCUUGAAGGCUGCUCAUCCUGCCGGGGAAAGUGCUGGAAUGCCAGGAGCGCAGCCACAGCAGCACCCAGCUGGGAGCACUGCACAUGGGGAGCUGGGGCGGCCGGUGAGCCGCAAGGGCAGCAGCGCUUCGGCGUCGGGGCUGAAGAAGCUCCUGUGCAGCCUGAGCCAGAGCACCAAGCAGCGCCUGGGCCGCUUCCGCUGCUACAGCAUGGAGCAGCUCCCGGCACCUGGCGGCUCCCCACCAGGCGGCCCUGGCAUCAAGAAGUCACCAUCCCUGCAGUCCCUGCAGCUGGUGUCACCCUUCUGCCAGCCCCAAAAAGCUGCCUCUAUCCAGAGCCUGCAUCCCCAGCUGGGCAAGGCACCCCGUGCCAGCGCCUACCUCCUGCCACAGACCACGGCUGACAGGAAGGGGGGCUCAGGGCCGCAGCGCUCGCUGAGCGUGGAGGACAUCGGUGCGCCCGGCCAGCUGCGCGCGGUGGGGCGCGUGGUUGAGGUCUUCCCUGAUGGCACCAGCCAGCUGGAGCUGCAGCGACCGCCCCACGGCGCCUUUGGGUUCUCCAUCACCUCCGGACACGGCCGGCCUGACACAGGUGUCUACGUGCAGGAGAUGGCGGAUGCCGGCACAGCCAAGCUCUACGCGGGGCUCCUGGGCGUGGGGGAUGAGAUCCUGCAGGUCAACGGCGCGGCCGUCUCGGGGCUGGGGCUGGCCCGCAUCCGCGAGCUGCUGCUCCAGGCGGACACCCUGUCCCUCCGCGUGCUCCGGCACCGCCCCGCGCCACGGUAGCCCUGGCACGGCUCCUGGUGGGAGGAGGAGGAGCAUCUCCCAGUGAUGGCAGGACAGGGAUGUAACAGGAUGCAGAAUGGCAUGGCAUGGACCAAGCUGCCUCACAGUGUCAGGACCUGCCCAGCUCUAUUGCAGUGGGGACAGGUGGUUUUCUUCGUCCCCCUGGGAGAGAAUGUGGGACCAAGAACCCCACGGAGUCUCCAUGAGCUGCCCAGGUGUGGGGGGACAGGGGCAGCCUGGCCCCAGGAGAGCUGGAUGGCUUUGUCCUGCUGGGCACUGGGGUGACCAGCAUAGGGACACCCCAUCCCUCUGACCCCAGGAGACAGAGGACUUCCUGCCAGCACUGUCACCUUGUGCUGGAGGGCUGGUGAGGUUCUUUUAAAUUAUUUCAAACUGAAACACAAAAAUACA
This is a messenger RNA of Catharus ustulatus (Swainson's thrush), 3264 nucleotides long. Its product is annotated as KIAA1614 ortholog. The transcript has 9 exons. Bases 1 to 2853 code for a protein of 950 amino acids. The record is from RefSeq and is a predicted model, not a curated record. Gene Ontology annotation, molecular function: protein kinase C binding. Gene Ontology annotation, cellular component: nucleus; apical plasma membrane; cell cortex. Gene Ontology annotation, biological process: regulation of cellular localization; centrosome cycle; establishment or maintenance of cell polarity. NCBI's taxonomy places the organism in Eukaryota, Metazoa, Chordata, Aves, Passeriformes, Turdidae.